AUGGCUGGUCAAGGAAUCGUUCACGAGUUUGGUUUUGGAGCAAACUCUAAUGCAGUGUUGGGAGAAGACAAUCAAAAUGUCCAAGCCCAACAUGUGGAAGAAAUAAGUGAAAUCGAAGGGCUUGCUCGCGCCUGGUUCGACAGCCUCCCUCCGGGAAAGAUCAAGUCGUGGGUUGAUUUCAGAACACAGUUUGUGAAUCAUUUCAGUCAACAAAGACGUUACCAGCGCGACACAGCCGAGGUAACAGACAUUUGGCGCAGAGAGAACGAAGGUUUAGAAGAUUUCAUCACUCGCUUUAACAAAGAGUGUCUGGAAAUUGGUGGUGUAAGCGAGCAACUCAUGCGCGCUCACUUCAAGAAAGCCAUUCGCUGUGAUAGCCUUAUCAGGACUAUCACAGGAAAAGAUGGAAUGCCCAAAGAGUGGGAUAAGCUCAUGGAAGCCGCGAAGAUAGUUGCGCAAACUGAAGAGUCACUGGCUGGCAACAAAAACUCUUAUAGCGAGGAUCGAUUUUCUAAGGGAAGCUCGCACGAUAACAACAGACGAAACAAAGGCAAAAACCCUGGGUGGAGAGCCAACCACUCCAGCGGUUGUGACGAACGACCUCGUUAUGAGGAACGAUCUCGCUACAAAGAAGACGCGCGAGACACUAUCGAUCGCAUUGGGUACAGGAAGGCGGUCAGGAAUGAGAAUCGAGAAAAGCAUUGGACUCCGCUCAUAAAGACACCUAAAGAGGUGCUCAUGAUGGAGAACCAUGAUUUUAAGGCGCCAAGGCCUAUGACCAACAAGAAGGGGCAAGACCCCAACCUGUAUUGUGACUUCCACAAGGAUACAGGUCAUCUGACUGAUGACUGUAUCAGCUUAAGGCAAGAAAUCGAAAAAGCACUGAAAAGUGGAAAGCUGGGUCAUCUAGUAAAGAACGUACGCAAAGGGACACGUCAGAUUCAGCGCAACGAUGAUGGAAGAGACAAAAAGGUCAGACGCUUAGAAACACAUAUGGUCAACAGACCAAGAUAUAGCGCGAGAGAUAAAGGCAAGCGACCUUUCGAACCAGCAUGGCAAGAGCAACAGGAUAUCUUCCCGGUGGUGCGCGGGGGUCCACGCGCAACGCGCCCCAUCGUUAUUACCGGCAUUAUCGACCAUUACGAGACAGAGAACGUAUUCAUUGACCCAGGAAGUACAGCAGAUAUCAUCUAUGAGCAAUGCUUUAAUCAGUUCGACGAUGAAGAUAAAGCAAGACUUGAGCCGGUCGAUUACCCUUUGUCGGGAUUCUGCAAUGAAAUGGUCUUCCCACUAGGCCAAAUCAGCUUCCCCCUCACGCUUUCUGACGGGAAGCACUCAAGAAUAACAACGGUCAACUUCAUGGUGAUGCCUGUCAAAUCAAGGCAUGAUGUUUUGAUUGGGAGAGAACCCCAAGGAGAGCUCAACAUGGUAACUUCCACGCCUCACUCAGCAAUCGGGUUUCCAACCGAGACGGGGGUGGCAAUUAUCUAUGCAAAAAAGGAAGUAAUGUCGGCAGAUGAGAUGCGCCCAACCAAAGCGCCAAAAGUCUCAGCAACAGAACCAGAAAAAUGGGUUUUAAAACGCAAAUACCCAGAACAAACGGUGACGAUAGGCCACGCUAUCUCAUCAAACAUCCGAACGCACCUCAAACAGCUUUUGUUCAGGAAUAUAGAUAUUUUUGCCUGGACUCCGAAAGACAUGACCGGUGUCCCGUGCGACGUUACCAAGCACUGUCUGAACACUUAUCCCUCCAUUAAACCAAAAGUAAAAAGAAGGCGCAGUUUAGGGGCGGAUAAGACCAAAGCAAUGAACGAGCAAGUCUGCGAGUUGUUGAAAGCAGGAAUUUUAAGAGAUGUGCGCUAUCAGAGUUGGGUGGCAAACCCCGUAAUGGUAGAGAAGUCAAACGGAGGAUGGAGAAUGUGCGUCGAUUAUACCGAUCUCAACAAGGCAUGCCCUAAAGAUUGUUACUUUUUGCCUGAGAUUGACAAAAAGAUAGACUCUCUCGCACCAUACAGAUGGAAAUGCUUCCUAGAUUGUUACAAGGGGUACCACCAGGUUCAAAUGAAGCUCGAAGACGAAGACAAGAUAGAUUUCAGAACCGAUCUCGGCAUCUUCUGUUAUACAAAGAUGUCGUUCGGUCUCAAGAAUGUCGGCGCGACAUACCAGCGCCUGAUGGAUAAAAUCUUCGCUGAUGAUAUUGGAAAACACAUCAAGGUCUACAUCGAUGAUCUGGUAAUCAAGAGUCCCGAAGAGGACCAAAUGCUAAAGGAUAUUGAGAAAAUGUUCAACUCGUUGAGAAGUGUGAACAUGAAGUUGAAUCCUGCCAAAUGCUCAUUUGGUAUGGAAGAAGGGAAGUUUUUAGGCUUCAUAGUCACAAAUGGCGGUUUCAAAGUAAACCCAGAGAAGGUUCAAGCAAUAGAGCGAAUGUUGUCGCCAAAAACAAUCAAGGAGAUGCAACGAUUAGCCGGCCGUUUAGCCACGCUCAACUGUUUCCUAUCAAAUCACGCCGCAAAGUCAUAUCCUUUUAUGAGCACCUUGCGCAACUGCGUCAAGAAGCAAGAAUUCAAGUGGACACCCGAGGCAGAAGCCGCAUUCCAGCAGAUGAAGGAAUGUUUAAUAAAGCUCCCUACUCUGACCGCGCCGUACAAGAAGGAACAACUCAUACUGUAUUUAUCUUCUUCGGAUAAGGCAGUAGGGUCGGUAUUGAUGGUAGAAAGAAACGGGGUACAAGCUCCAAUUUAUUUUGUCAGUAGGGUGCUUACAGAUCCAGAAACGAGAUAUUCAACAAUGGAAAAGUUGGUGUUGGCGUUGCUUCAUGCUUCUAGAAGGUUGCGCAGAUACUUUACAGGGCAUGUAAUCACAAUACUUACCAACUUUCACAUCGGCACAAUAUUGCAAAAACCAGAGACGUCUGGGCGGUUGGCAAAAUGGGCGAUCGAACUGGGGGGCCACACCAUCUUGUAUAGGCCGCGCCCAGCCAUCAAGGGUCAAGUCUUGGCGGAUUUCGUCACAGAAGUCCCAGUGGAAAAAAUCAAAGAUUGCGAGAUUGUUGAGACUCCCAUGAAAGACACAUCUAAUGAGUUGUGGUUACUAUACACUGAUGGGGCAUCAAAUGAGGACGGGGCAGGAGCGGGGUUGCACCUUGUGAGCCCCGAGAAGCAUGAAUUUACAUACGCCAUUAAGUUGGAUUUCAAGAACACUAACAAUGAGGCGGAAUAUGAGGCAUUCCUGGUAGGCUUAUGCCUCGCCAUAAAAAUGGGGGCUCAAAAUCUACAGGCACAUGUCGAUUCGCUUUUGAUCGCCAGUCAAAUCAACGGAAUCUAUGAUGCAAAAGGCGAAGUUAUGGCCUUAUAUUUGGAUCAGGCGAAAGAAUUGCUUCAACAAUUCAAGUCAUACAAGGUAGUUCACAUCAAUCGCUCUGAAAACAAACCAGCAGACGCCUUGAGCAAGCUCGCUUCAACUUCCUUUCAACAUCUCGCCAAAGAUGUAAGGAUUGAAGUACUCAAAAAUCUAUCAGUCCUGUUGCGCCAGGUAAAUGUGAUCGAAAUAAGGCAACCAUCUUGGAUGACCCCUAUAAUUCAAUAUCUGCAAGAAGGAAUACUCCCAGAUAGCAAAGCAGAGGCAAGGAAGAUUCAAAACAAGGCCCUGCAUUAUGAGAUGAAUGGUGGUAUUUUAUACCGAAAGUCCUUCUUGGGGCCCUUAUUGCGCUGUGUGGACCCCCAAGACGCGAAUUACUUGAUUAGGGAGAUUCACGAAGGGAUCUGUGGCAUCCAUGCAGGCCCACGCAUGGUUGUCGCGAAGAUUAUGAAUGCUGGUUAUUACUGGCCAGGGAUGCAUUGGGGAAUUGAUAUGGUAGGACCUUUCCCUGAUGCUCCGGGAGCCGUGAAGUUCAUAAUCGUGGCCGUCGAUUAUUUUACCAAAUGGGUGGAGGCCAAAGCUCUCGCCUCAACUACUGCAAUGAUGGUGCGCAAGUUUAUCUGGGAACACAUCGUCUGCAGAUUUGGGCUCCCACUCAAAAUUGUCACCGACAACGGCACCAACUUUGCGUCAGAAGAUCUCCAGAAGUGGAUGAAAGAGAUGAAAAUCGAACACACUUUCACCUCCUAA
Helianthus annuus (common sunflower) is the source of this 4107-nucleotide messenger RNA. RefSeq lists its product as uncharacterized. The record is from RefSeq and is a predicted model, not a curated record. Lineage: Eukaryota; Viridiplantae; Streptophyta; Magnoliopsida; Asterales; Asteraceae. Gene Ontology annotation, molecular function: RNA-DNA hybrid ribonuclease activity; nucleic acid binding. The coding region runs from base 1 to 4107 and encodes 1368 amino acids. Gene Ontology annotation, biological process: DNA integration. The transcript is spliced from 3 exons.